Molecule: messenger RNA, 598 nt
Organism: Elaeis guineensis (African oil palm)
Lineage: Eukaryota; Viridiplantae; Streptophyta; Magnoliopsida; Arecales; Arecaceae
Product: sm-like protein LSM2
Biological process (GO): mRNA splicing, via spliceosome
Cellular component (GO): catalytic step 2 spliceosome; U6 snRNP; Lsm1-7-Pat1 complex
Molecular function (GO): RNA binding
Source: RefSeq, a predicted model, not a curated record
GGCGUGCAAUGCGCGUGACAGAGGAUCUAUAAAAUUGCGCAGUCGCAACCAGCAAGGGCCGUGAUUGCCUCUCUGCCGCUUCCUCUCCUUUUUCGAACAGGGAGAGACCGAGCAACAGGAUGCUUUUCUUCUCGUACUUCAAGGAGUUAGUGGGCAAAGAGGUGACGGUGGAGCUGAAGAACGAUCUCGCCAUCCGAGGCAUCCUCCACUCCGUCGAUCAAUACCUCAACAUCAAGCUCGAGAACACCCGCGUCGUCGACCAGGACAAGUAUCCCCACAUGUUGUCAGUGAGGAACUGUUUUAUCAGGGGAUCGGUAGUCAGGUAUGUUCAACUUCCUCCUGAUGGUGUGGACAUCGAUAUCCUUCAUGACGCCACCAGGAGAGAAGCUCGUGGAGGUUAAUUAUGCAAAGCUGUUUGGUGGUCAGCCUACCCUCUGAAAAUGAUCAUGACUUGUCUAACUACAUUUUUCAUGCCUUCGAUACUCUAUCAAACAGAAAAUGAUUAACACGAUUGUAACCACCAUACAUCACUGUUAUUUAGAUAUUCAAAGAUUGGAGUCUUAUACUGAAUAUCAAUCCUUUGUGGUAUUGGUCAAAA